AUGGCGACUGCGCUGAAGAUUCAGCUUUCGCCGAAGACGGACUCGGGGAUCUUUAACUCUGGGGUGAGGGAGGAUACGGCGCGGGCGGCGAGUGAGGCGUUGCAGAUGGAUAUAGAGAGACAUCAUGUUUUCUUCAACGACGAGGGAUUCCAUAAUCAUAUCCCGCAUCACCUUUUGAGCAUCUAUGCUCUCGGGGGAUCGCCCGAGGAUAUCCGCACCGCCUACGAGAGAAAUAAUUCCUAUCAGCGCCCGGUUGUCCCUGGCGUUGUGGAGGUUAUUGAGAACUUGAACGAGACUGCCGAUUUCAAGGAGUGCCUUGGGAAAGAGAAGCAUUAUCCCAAUUUCUUGUCGUUCUUCCAACGUCAGAUUGAUGAGAAGGGCGUUGGUGCUGUACUCAAUGAGUACAUCUUUGCUGCGAAUGAGCAGGCGGAGAAUAUGCUGUGCCGACUGUUUGGAGGUCUGCUGCACCCGCUCAUUCAUCUCGGCUUUGGGAUUGAAUUCAAUCAACCUGUCAUCGUGGCCGAAGCCCUUGCACAGGCCGCAGUCCAUGAUGACCGUCUGGGUCGCGAUUUCUUCCUCCCUGCCGAGAAGACCGCAAGCGGAAUUGGAAAUCCUGGGAGCAAGUCCCUUGGACAGCUCUUGGAAGAAGUUUGCAAGGACGAGACCUUGUCUCGCUCUGCCAAGACCACUGACGUGAACAAGAUUCGAGACGGGGUGUUGCAUCGUGCUCCACAGGAAAUGAUCAAGUAUGCUGCUCAGUACACCGUAUCUGAAGACCAAUUGGAGGAGAGACUGGCAGAGAUGAUAAAUAACGUCGUCUACUACACCAGUGCCGCCCAGCGACCAAGCAAAAAAGUCAAAAUGGAUUUUUUCUUCAUCCACUGCGUCAAUUCGUCCAUCUUCUUCUCGAAGCUCGCGCAUCUCCCCGCUCUUGAUCAGCGAACUCGACUGCGUCUUCUGGAGUGGAAGGGCCGCAUGGACCUGUUAAUGUACGUGUCGCGCGGUUGCCCCGAGCUUCUGCGAGAAGAGAUCACCAACUACCCCGUGAAAUACGACUGGCCAGCCCUGUUUGCCCAUGCCAUAUCGCACCCCCAGGACGAUGGGCACUUGGCCAAGUUUGUGCGCGCAGUUGCACACGGGGAGAAGGUGUGUAAAUCAUUUGAGAGCCAGGGACCACAGGCUAUGCCCGUAUCUGGCAAGAUGUGGCUCCAAAUUGGUAACAUGGCUAUCGACUCCACUGUUGGGACUGAAGAAGGCGCGAUGUGGAUCCGCUCCACUGGUUUCGAUGAGGCAUGGGAGCACGUCUCCGAACGUGCCCGGCUCUGA
Penicillium daleae is the source of this 1326-nucleotide messenger RNA. Its product is annotated as questin oxidase family protein. The transcript is spliced from 5 exons. Gene Ontology annotation, molecular function: oxidoreductase activity. Lineage: Eukaryota; Fungi; Ascomycota; Eurotiomycetes; Eurotiales; Aspergillaceae. The record is from RefSeq and is a predicted model, not a curated record. Bases 1 to 1326 code for a protein of 441 amino acids.